GCGCCCCGCCGCCGCCUCAGACCGCGCCGGCCCCGCUCCGCUGUCGCAACCUCCCGCCGCCGGCAGCUUCCCCUCAGCGCCCAACGCCACCGCCGCUCGAACAUGGGCUCCGCGGGCACCCGCCCCGCUCUGGCGGCCGCUCUCCUGUGCCUGGCCCGCCUGGCUCUCGGCUCGCCCUGCCCCGCCGUCUGCCAGUGCCCGGCCGCCGUGCCGCAGUGCGCCCCCGGCGUGGGGCUGGUGCCGGACGGCUGCGGCUGCUGCAAGGUCUGCGCCAAGCAGCUCAACGAGGACUGCAGCCGGACGCAGCCCUGCGACCACACCAAGGGGCUGGAGUGCAACUUCGGCGCCAGCCCCGUCGCGACCAAGGGCAUCUGCAGAGCACAAUCCGAGGGGAGACCCUGUGAAUACAACUCCAAAAUCUACCAGAAUGGCGAGAGCUUCCAGCCGAACUGUAAACACCAGUGUACGUGCAUAGAUGGAGCUGUGGGCUGCAUCCCGCUCUGCCCGCAGGAGCUCUCCCUUCCUAACCUGGGCUGCCCCAGCCCCAGGCUGGUCAAAGUCCCCGGGCAGUGCUGCGAAGAGUGGGUCUGCGAUGAGAGCAAGGAUGCGCUGGAUGAGCUGGAGGGUUUCUUCAGCAAAGAGUUUGGUCUGGACGCUUCUGAAGGUGAACUGACCAGGAACAAUGAGCUAAUUGCCAUCGUGAAGGGAGGCCUGAAGAUGCUACCUGUGUUUGGAUCUGAGCCACAAAGCCGAGCUUUUGAGAAUCCCAAAUGCAUUGUGCAAACAACUUCCUGGUCCCAGUGCUCCAAGACAUGCGGAACCGGCAUCUCCACGAGGGUUACCAAUGAUAAUCCUGACUGCAAGCUGAUCAAGGAGACCAGGAUAUGCGAAGUGAGGCCAUGUGGCCAGCCAAGCUAUGCCUCUCUAAAGAAGGGGAAGAAAUGUACCAAGACUAAGAAGUCCCCAUCCCCAGUGAAGUUCACUUAUGCUGGAUGUUCCAGUGUGAAGAAGUACCGCCCCAAGUACUGUGGCUCCUGUGUGGAUGGUAGGUGCUGUACGCCCCAGCAGACCAGGACUGUCAAGAUCAGGUUCCGCUGUGAUGAUGGUGAAACCUUUACCAAGAGUGUCAUGAUGAUCCAGUCCUGCCGAUGCAACUACAACUGUCCGCAUGCGAACGAAGCUUACCCCUACUACAGAUUGGUCAAUGACAUUCACAAAUUCAGGGACUAAGCUGUGGUGGGGGUGGGAUGCUAAACAGAGUUCUGAAGUAACCAGCCAUGGAGAAAGGACCUUUGGAAAUGGUGCCUUGCCCAGCGGAGGGCAACAUUGAGGUGUUACAAGAGUGCACUGUGCAACUGGACACUAAUGCAACAGAUUUUAAGCAUACUUAAAGCUUCAUAGUACUGGAGCAACUUCCCUGCUUCUUUUUGGAGCACCUUAUAUACUGUUUUCUGUUUGUAAGUGAUCUGAGAAAUGUUUUUUUCUGGUUAUGAAAACCUUCUUCCUAUCCUCUUUGAUUUAACACUAUGCUUUUCCCCCCCUCCCUCUCUCUUCUCCCCCCACUUUCCCAACCAAGUUGGAAGCUACAUUCCUUCCUGAGGUGGGCACUUGUGAGGUGUUCACAGUGGCAGCUAUUAUGUACCAACUGUAGUUUAAUGGCAAACAGAAAUCAGUUGUUUUAAAGCUGAGUAUUUUAUUUAUCAAACUGUAGCUUUUUUGUUUUCUUUUUUUUAACCCCUUCCAGACCCUGUAAUACUGGAAUAAGUUGUAAAUGAUUUUAAUUUUAUAUUCAAUGAAUUAAAAGAAUUUAUUUAUGGAAUUAAUCAUUUAAUAAAGAAAUAUUUACCUAACUAUUCUCAGUAGAGCAUUUGAAGAAGCAACAGCUUUAAUUUACAGCAAGGUUAACUACAGCAAAGGAAAGACCUUUCUAUGAACACUUCACAUCCCAAGAAUCAAGAUUCCCUGGAAACUAAAGCAUGUUCUCCCAGAGAUGCAGCCAGGAACUCCAGUAAGCUGGGUCUAAUUCUUAGUGUAAAUGAUACUUUGAAGUGGUAUAUACAGUCUGCCCCCCUAUGCUCUAAAAAGCAUGUGCAGAAAAAGCUUCCUGGCAGCAAAAGCCAAUGUUUGAUGGAGAGACUGAAAUGUUAAUCAGAGUGUCAGAUUAUUCAAACCGUCCUGGAAUUUGCAACAUAAGGCACUUCAUUAGAAUGCAGUAUGUGCACAACGAUGGUGAGUGCUGGUCAGGUCUUGCAUUUUUUUUGGUGGCUGCUUUUUUUAAAUUAACAGAGGUCUGUGGAAGAAGAAUGUUUCCUGCAGUCUGCAGGAGGUAGUUUGCUUUCACUAAAUUCAAAUUAAA
This is a messenger RNA of Oxyura jamaicensis (ruddy duck), 2356 nucleotides long. RefSeq names its product cellular communication network factor 1 (gene CCN1). Bases 103 to 1230 code for a protein of 375 amino acids. NCBI's taxonomy places the organism in Eukaryota, Metazoa, Chordata, Aves, Anseriformes, Anatidae. The record is from RefSeq and is a predicted model, not a curated record. Gene Ontology annotation, cellular component: extracellular region. Gene Ontology annotation, molecular function: protein binding. Gene Ontology annotation, biological process: signal transduction. The transcript is spliced from 5 exons.